AUUAAUUCCAUUAUUAGAAUCAAAAUCAAAAUGAGUACUAAAGUUGAAUUUAUUAUAAAACAAAAACCCGCUUUAGAUCCUAAAUGGCUUGCGAUAGAACUUCAUGAAGCAUUGGAUAAAAACCGACUUGCCAAUUAUUGGAACGAGAUGAUAGAAGAUUCUGAACUGAUCCCCGUGGAUAAUGACAAUUCACUGCUAUUAAAAAAAGUAGAAUCAUCUGGACGUUAUUAUAUUGGCAUGUGGGCAGUAAACUGUCCAUGUAAAGAUGAACAAUCUGAAAAUGUAUGCAGUUAUAUGCCUUAUAAAGCUUAUGAUGUUAAUGAAACACUGAAGUCUAAACAAAUGUUUGAAUCUCUUAUAUGGAAACCUAAUUGUGAUAAAGAUGAUGUUAAAUCAUUGAUAUCUGUAUUUGCGGCUGAACAAAGGAAACUAUGUGAAGAUAUAUGUUAUUCAACAUUAUUUUUCAAUCAAACUCAACUUCGGAUGGCUAUUGCUUCUCGUUACUUUGGUGCUUUUUACAGAGAUUUUUUUUUUCAAUCUAAAUCAAAUAAUCAAACACAGUCAUCUAUAAUGAUACACAAAAAUUGUAAAAAUUCCAUUAAGACAAAAAACAAUACUAAUGAUGAGGAAAAAAUGUCUUUAUUUGCUAAAAUUGGUACACAGACAGCAUUAAACUUUUCAUUUGGAUUUCUAGUCAGUACUUGGCGGUCAGGCAAUAAUUCUGAUUUAUGCACAAAAAUGCUUAAAGACUCACUAGAAGCACUGCAAUGUAUUCCAGAAGAUAUUUUUGUUGAUGAAAGCAAUGUUCCUACUUUCUGGAUUGAAACUUUAGAAAGAUCAUCAGAGUUCCUAUUUCAAGUAGUCAAUGGAAAUAUUAAUGUAUUUGAAAAUGAAAGUAUUCAUGUAAAUCACAUUCCAAAUACUGACAGACAAUUUGCUUUAUGUCUUUUGUUAGAACUAGGACUACAAAAAAAGUCACUGAGUCAAAUAUUACAAUGUGUAUUAAUGUACUUUGAAUUGGGAUUACAAUGUGACAAGAUUCACAAUAGACAUUUACAUAAUUUAUUAACAAUAACACUUCGUCGCUUAAAUUGGGUAGUAUCAAGAAUUCAAAACAAUUUUAACUAUGAUGUGAUUCAUUCAAAUAAAGAUAGUGUUACAAAAAGUUUUUUAAGAAUAAAUAAUGAUGCUGAUAAUCCACAACCUACGGGCAUGAAACAAACAGCUGUAAUUAUUUUAGCAUUUUUAGACCAAAUAGCUAUCACUUACUUAACGCUUCAACAAAAAAUGCACGAAAUUAAGAAUAAAAAGAAUAUUGUACAGUAUUGGGGUAAACAAUUUUAUCCUGAAACCAAAAAAAAAGUAAUAUUAACCCUUGAACGUUUGCAUGUUGAGUCUGUAGUAUGUUCAAGAAAUGAGAUAUUGGUUGUAACAACCAGUGGAACUCUACAUUUUAUUAGUUAUUCAAUUGAUUCAUUGAAUUUUGAAGAAAAACAAAUGAUGAAUGUACCUAUAAAAUUAGUUGAUGUUUAUGAUGAAACAUACUUAGCAGUUACUCAAAAAGGAGAAGUGUACUCUUGGGGAGUAAAUGAAUUUGGUGCUUUAGGCCAUGGUCAAAAAUGUUCUUCUUUUUCUGCUCCAGAACUAAUUGUAGCAUUUUCUAAAAUCAUAGUUGUUAUGGUUUCGUGUGGAAAAGAUUUCUGUGCUGCUGUUACUGAAGAUGGUAAAUUGUACAUGUGGGGUAAAAUAUUACAUAGUAGUAAUUGUUGCUAUACUCCAGAGUUAGUUAAAUCUAUUUCAGAAUGGCAUGUAUCAAAAGUUUCUUGUGGAGCAUCUAUUAAUAAUACACUGGCUUUAUCCCAAGAAGGAUAUGUAUUUUCAUUUGAAUAUAGAAACUCUGACCAAGGUUGUGAUGAUAAAUCUUUAAAUGUAAUACCCAGCAUGAUUGUGUUUGAUUAUGAAAUUGUAUCAGUAUAUUGUCAUAAUGAUGUAAAUGCUGUUAUUGAUUGUGCUAACAAUGUAUUUACUUGGGGAAGAGGUAACAAUAAUAUGUUAGGCCACAAUAACUCAUUUCGUGUCAAUCGACCUAAGGAAGUAAAAUUUUUAAAUGGCAAACAAGUUACAUCCCUUUCAUUAGCAGAUGAUUAUAUACUAGCAUUGACUGCUACAGGCCAAGUCUAUUGUUGGGGUCAAUUAGAGAAUGAAAAUACCACACAAUGUAGACCUGUCAAGUGUUUAAUGAAUAGACAAGUAAAAAAAAUUGCUUGCAGUCCAAAUCAAUGUUUCGCGUGGUAUGAUUGUGAAGAAUUUAAUGUUGGAAUAUCUACAUCAUUUGUGACUGACUUACAAAUUCAAACAUUAAACUAUUUAGAACAACUUUUAUCUAAUGAGUUUAAAGAAUAUAAAACAUAUAUUGAUUGGCCACCAUCUCAACAACAAGAAUGUGUAUUAGUAUCUGUUCUACAUUUACUUACUUUGCAGUUUCAUUCUAUGAUUAACAAUCAUGUGAGUGCUGACACUGUUGGACUUGUGGGACACUCAAAGUUAUUAUUAAGUAUACGUCAAACAGUUACUGACUUAGCAUCAAACACAAAAGUAAUAAAUACUAUUAAAUUAGCUGCUCAAAAAACCUUGGAAGUUGGAUGGCUUAUACUAUUUCAAACGCCAAAUGAAAGAGCUAAUAUGUUAUGUACUAUAUUACAACCUAUGACUUCACCAAAUGAUGAAUCUCAAUCAAUAAAUAGUAAUCAAGAGUUUAUGAUAAAUCUGAUUACAAAUAGUUUAUUGGGUGACAAUAUUCUAUAUACAUUUUUAAAAAAAGCUAUUGAACAUGAAAACAUUCAACAUUCUGAAAGCUUCAAACAUAAUUUUGAUGAAACAAACAUAUCUCUUUGUUUUAUAGUCUCUCAGUUACUUAACAAUUACUUCACAAGUCUUUCAACACAAAUCCAUACAGUAAAAGUGCCUUCAAAUAAUUUUAACCAAUCUCCCAGUUUAAAAUUUAUUAUGACUUUCCAAAGACUUUUAAUAAUGUCAAUAUAUCGUCAAAAAAAAAAUAAAAAUGAUAAAUGCCGUUGCGAAUUGGAUAUGGACAAUCAAGGUGUUGAAAUGCUACUUUCAAAAUAUAUAAGUCAUUUUGUCAAGCGUUCUUGUCAAACUAUAAAACUAGCAAAUCAUGUAGCAUCUCGAAGUUCUAAGCAUUAUCAAAUUAUCACAAAAGUUAUAAGUGUGGCUGGAUUUGAUAAGUUGUUUAUGGAGCUUUUAAUAAGUUUAAUCAUGGUUCAUCAAAAAACCCCUUUAUUUUUAUGCAAUACUGAUUGGUUUAAUCUUUUCUUACCCUUACUUAAUGCUUUGGAUGCGUUUAAUUUAAUGACCCCAAAUUUAGAACGUGAAGAAGAUGAUAAUUUGUCCUGGCCUGGGUUUUCUAGCUAUACUUGUAAUACUUGGUAUAAAAAUGUUGAAGAUGUUAUGUUGAUUCGAAAACCUGAUUUAGAAAAUCAUAAUAGAAAUGGAGGACACUGGGUAGUGUUUAAUAAAAAAGUAUAUGAUAUUCAAGAAACUAGAUCUAGUGAAAUGAAUUAUUCAUUUGUUACUAUGCUACAUUCAUCAUCUAUUUAUGAAAAUGUAUUAACUGAAAUGCCUGAAGAAACUUUACAGUCCUGUUUUGUUGGAAAUUAUUUGGAUCCAGAUGAGGACAUAGUUGAACCUAUUGACUCAAAUUUGACUGAACCGCUGCUUUUAGACGUUCAUCGAACUCUUGGUUAUUUGUUGGGAAUCCAUGCACAUUAUCUAACUACUUUAUCCCAACCUUAUUCUAGUUAUCAAUGUUUUAAUAUUUGGUUUCCUUUAUUACGUGCUGGUAUUGAUGAUAGUAAAAAUAAUAACUAUGAUGAAUGUGCAAAAAUGUUAAUAUUAACAUACAAAGAACGUAAAUCAGUUGAUAAUCAAAUACAAUAUGAACCUGAUCACCCUGUUGAAGAAAUUAUUCAAAAUUUAGCUAAAGUAUUAGUUAAACAUUUAAAUUUGAAUAAAGCAGAAAUUAUUGAAAAAGAAAAACCAUUACCAUUGGACAUCAUUUUUAAACUGUUUGGUCAAAUUAAAAUACAAAUUCUCAAAAUGAAACAAGAUAUGAAUUUAAACUAUAAAGAAACAUGUUCCCCUAUUUUGGAUCGAUGCAGGUUUUUACUUAAUGAACUGAGUCCAAUUUUGUCUUCUAAAAUAACUACAGCGAAAAAACUACCUAUUUUGAAAACUGAAUCUAGAUGGAAAACAGUAAUUAAUUCUGUUGUUUCUAGUAUUAAAACAAAGAAAAAUGUUAGAAACCAUAAAGCUCGAAACCAAAAUCUUCCAUUACAAUGUUUUUUAAAUGAUGAAGAAGACAUGAACAAAUUUGUUAAAAAACCCAACAUAAAAUAUGUACCAGCACCAAAUAAUUUACAAAAUGGUAUUUAUGAAAAAAUUAAAGAUACAAAUGAUACUGAAUUAAUAUCUAAUAAACAUAAUCAGAUAGAAAUCAGUAAAAUGAUUUUAUCAUUUGUUCUAUCAAACGUUAACAUCCAUGAGAUAAGAAAAUUAUUACUCUCAGAAAUAGAUAGAUGCAAUAUGAUACAAACUGGUUAUGAACUUAUUAAUAAAUUAUUUAAAAAUCCUACAUCAAUAAGUUCUGUAAAAUAUAGUAUUAUAUCAGGUUGGCUAUCUGCAUUGCCAAACAGUUCUUCAUCGAGAAACAAUAAUGAAGUAGAACUCGUUUCGGUGACUUAUAAACUUAAGCUUUUAAUAGCUAAAUGUGAUUUCAUGAGAUGUGCUUUGGAACAAAUUAAAACUCUUGUAUCUCAAAUAGGAGAAAUUCAUAAAUCCGUAGGAAUUCGAGAUAAAAUAACAACUAUAAAAAAAAUGACUUGGUGCCGAUUUGCUAUUGCAACAUUUGGAUCAAUAACACAAAUUUUAAAUGAAAAAGAAUCUAGUCUGUUAAUAAAUUCUAAUAUAUUAUCUGCUAUUAAUUCCAUUAUUAACACCUUAGACCUUGCUGCAAAACGACCAAUUGAAAAAAUAAAUACAAAGCAAAUUAUUUAUGAAGAGGAUUUAAAUAAAAUUAAGUGUUUACGAGGAGCAGACAUCAUACCUUACUUAAAAUUAGGUGCUAGAGUUGUUCGUGGAGAAGAUUGGAAAUGGGAAAAUCAAGAUGGUGUACCUCCUGGUGAAGGGCAAAUUGUUAGUAAAAUGGGUGAUGAUGGUUGGAUUAGAGUUCUUUGGGAUCAUGGAGUAUCUAAUUCUUAUAGAAUGGGUAAAGAAGAAAAAUAUGAUUUAAAACUAGCACCUGGAUUAGAUGCGGGAGAUGAUGAAGAAUCAGAUUGUAAUGUUUCUUGCACAAAUAAUGGUGAAAUACAUGAAAACUCAACAGAAAAUCCAUUUGAUAUACUCAAGUGUGUCAUGAUAAAAUUUCUUAACUGUCUUUCAUUAUCAAGUGCUGUUCAUUCAAUUAAAAAUGAAAAUUCAAUUCAAAUUCUCUCAAAAUAUUUUUAUAAUACUUUAGAGAAGAGUUGGUUAAGUUCUAAUAUUUCAAAUGCCAUACUUUUUCAUUCUGAAUGGAUCAACAUUUCUCUAUUGAAAAUCAUAUCAAAAAUAUCUGAUGAAUAUAAACAGCAAUUUGCAUGUAAACAGUGGAUUGACAUGCUUUUAUCAAUUAUAUCUCAUUCUCCAACAGUAUCUUCUACUCUAACAACCCAGGUGCAAACCAUACAGUUAAUCAAACUUUUGAUUACACCUGAAAUGACUGAUUCAUCCAUUAUUACGUCUGUAGUAGAAAAUCUUAUGGAAGUUAUUGGAUCUUCGGUAUUACAAAGUAACUCAAAAUAUGAUGUAAUUGAUGGUAAACCAACAGUGCCUUUAACUGCUUCAUGUUCAAAUACCAUUGCUGAAGAAUGUAUUCUUUUGUUACGUACGUUAUAUAAUAACAAAAAGAGUACAAAACCAAAAAAAACUACUGAUUUACCUCCUUAUUUUGAUUCUCUGUUUAUUUUGAAUAUAAUAUCAGCAACUGAUUACUUGGCAAAUCCCACACUUGAAAAAAAUGUAUUUAAACUACAGAGUUUGUCAUAUAGUACAAUAGCAUCAUUAAUGGUCAUUGGAGGUUUUGAUAACCGACCAAGAAUUGGAGGAAAUGUAUUGAUUAAAGGAGAAACUGAAGCUACUGUGAUGAGCAUUGAGAAAAAAGGAAAACUCAAAGUACUAGUACACAGCACUGGGAAAACAGAAAGUAUUUUCAUCAAAGACAUAGAGCAUAUUCCAAAUUGUACAAUUUCUUUGGAUUUUAUAUCAGAAUCUAUGCUUUAUACAUGGACAACAAUGUUUUCUGCAGUCAUUACUAAUUUAAGUUUUAAAACUGUUACAGGAGAAUUAGUCAACGAAUCUCUUCUUUGCUAUCAAAAGACAUUAUUAGCAGGUAUAAAAGCUGUUAAUGCUUUGUUAAAAAAUCGAAUACUGCUUCGUAAAAUACUUACACAGCUGACAACAAGUAGUGAUGGGAAAUCUGAGAACUUAUUUCAAUUAAUAUUAUCAAAAGCUGUUCAACCUUCUCCGAUAAAACCAGAAUACUCAAAAAAAGAAUUAGAAGAAGCAGCUAUAAAUUUAACUCAAUACUUAACAGUCGACGUUCAAUCUAAUUCUGUGCGACAUUUUAAAUGGUCAAAAUAUUUUUCAAAAAGUACAUUAAAUAUGUUAUUAGCUCAAUUAUCUGAUAUGGGUUUCAAUAAGCAAUGUGUGUUUAGUGCUAUUGAAGCACAUGGUUACACUUCAUUAGAUGCAUUAGUUGCCUUAUUAAUGGAAGGAAAAAAUGAAUGUUUAUCUGAUGGCACUGACACUUUAUCAUCAUAUGAAGAUUUUUCAGAUAAAGAUGAAUCAUCAACAACAGAAGAAUGUCAUGAAAAUCCUACAAGUAAUGAUAAAGUAAUAUUUAAAAGACGUAAUGAUUUUAACAGUGCUGAUGAAUAUGCAAACUAUGUGAAAUAUGCUGUUGAUGUAGGCAUGAUUGUACGCUGUUGUAGAGAGUUUGAAAAUGUUAAUAUUGGAUGUGAAGGGAAAGUUAUUAAAAUUAUAAAAGGUGGUGGACUACAUGAUCUCAAUAUCAAGGUGAACUGGAAGUCUAUUGGUGCGUGUUGGGUACGAUACAUUCAUAUAGAAUUAAUAGAUUAUGGUACUUCACUCUAUGAAUAUGAUGUUAUAGAUAACAAUAAAGUUAUUGAGAUAACAAGUUUACCUCAAAAAUCCAAUUAUGACAAAAAUACUAUAAUACUAUCUAAUUAUCCAAAUAGAGAACAAAUUUCUGAAUUCAUUACAAAAUGCACUUCUUCUGCUGAAGAAAAACUACUCCCAAAUUUAUUCGAUUGGAAAUCAGAUAGUCGCUGGACUAGUGAAAAUCCUAAAGGAGUUCAUUGGAUAAAAUUGGAGUUUCGGCCAAAUAUUGUAAUUCAUUCUUUGCGAAUGAAAUUAGAUGAAGAAAAUGAGAAUUGUAAACCAUUAUUUGUAAUUGUGAAUGCUGGUGUAAGUUUUAAUAUGAUGGAAGAAGUUAAUCGCGUUGUGAUAAAUUCUUUGGAUCAAACUUUACAACUUUUGUAUUCAGUCAAUAAAUGCCAUAAAUGUAUAGAAAUUACAAUGCGUACUAAUGAAAAAAUUUGUAUUAUAACUGGAUUGAAAAUUGUUGUGAUGAGAAUUAAUCAAGAAUUUGUACCUAACUCAUUAACACCUCAAUUUGAUGCUGUACAAGAGUUUCCACCUCAGCCAGAAGUAGAAUCAAAAAUCAAAGUUGAUUCUGAAUAUGCUGUUUAUGUUUGGGGUUUAAAUGAUAAGGGACAACUAGGAGGAUUGAAUGGAUCUAAAAUAAAAAAACCUACUUUUAAUGAAGCAUUAACUGCUCUUAAGCCAAUUGAUAUUGUUGGAGGAUCAAAAUCAUUAUUUAUUGUUUCAAACGAGGGAAAGGUAUUUGUGUGUGGAGAUAGCAGUGGCGGUCGACUAGGUAUACCAUUCUGUGGUAAAGUUUGUACACCUCGGCAAAUACCAGGUCUCAGCCAAUUUGUUAUCAUGAAUGUAGCUGUGCAUUCUGGUGGAAAACAUGCAAUAGCAUUAUCAUUAGAUGGAAAAAUUUUAUCUUGGGGUGAUGGUGAAGACGGUAAACUCGGCCAUGGUGACACUCUUACUUUGGACACACCAAAAUUAAUUGAUUCGUUGUUGGACAAAAGAAUAUUUUAUAUAGCUUGUGGUGGUGCUCAUAGUGCUGCAAUUACCUCUGAAGGAGAACUAUAUACUUGGGGUCAAGGGCAAUAUGGUCGAUUAGGACACGGUGAUGAAGUCUCUCAAUUCACUCCAAAACUUGUCAAAGAGCUUAUUGGAAAAAAUAUUAUACAAGUGGCAUGUGGGAGUCGAGAUGCUCAAACUCUUGCCUUAGAUGGUGCAGGUAAUGUUUAUUCAUGGGGUGAUGGAGAUUUUGGUAAACUUGGUAGAGGUGGCAGUGAUGGUUGUUGUACUCCGAAACAAAUAGAAAGAUUGGAUGGACACAGAGUCGUACAAAUAAGAUGUGGUGCCCAAUUUUCUGUUGCAUUAACUUCAACCGGCCAAGUGUGGACUUGGGGUAAAGGUGAGUUCUACAGAUUAGGACUGGGUAGAGAUGACCAUGUAAGAAGACCAACUCUAGUUAAUCAACUGAAAUUAGUUAAAAUUGUACAUAUUGCUGUUGGUACAUUACAUUGUAUUGCUGUAUCUGCACAAGGAGAUAUCUAUUGUUGGGGUGAUAAUGAUCAUGGUCAACAAGGUAAUGGUACAACAAAUUCUAACCAAGAACCUAAAUUGGUUGCUAAUUUCAAUAAUAUAAAAAUAAAUCGUGUCGCUUGUGGUUCUUCCCAAUCUAUUGCCUGGAAAUGCCCUGUAUUGCCAAUACUAAUGUCUCAUGAAAAUGUGCAAUUUGCUCGAAUAAAAGAUUCAAUGGGAGCUACAUUUUUAAAUGAAAAUGUUGAUACCAAAAUGAAAAUUGAAGAAGAUCAAAAUAAUUCUGAAAAGGAUUCUUUAUCAAGAACCAUAUUAUCAUUAGAUUCAGCUGCUGCGAAGCAAAAUGCUCUUCAACAUGUCUUAAAUGCUUUACGAAUUACUUUAGCUCGAGAAAUUGUACUCGCUGCUCUUAUAUCACCUACUGACGAUGAUGUAAACAUAAAUCAUGAAAUAAUUCAAUCAGAUCAAGGAGGUGGCGAAGCACCUGCUCCAGUUUUAGAUGUAAAUCUCUCAUAUUUAAGUAAUGUGGUAACCCCAGACAGUAUAGAAAAUUCAUUACAUAUUCCAACCUCUCUUACCACAUCAGCAAGUACAUUGUCUUCAAAGGCAACCAACACUAUGUCAAUUGUUGCUGCUACUAUAAAAUCAAAAAAUCAAGUUAUUGGAUUAAAUUACACAUCAUUGCUUGCCAAUAAAACAAUUGAUAGUUUUGUAAGUACAUUUGAUGAAAAAACCGUCAGACUAUUAUUGGACUUAGCAAAAUUAGCAUCUGUUUAUAGGCUUGGCCCAACUGCAGAGUCUGUUUUAAUAAAUUUAUUUAUGUCAUUUAUAUAUACUAACAAACAUAUAAAACUAUUAAUGGAAUAUUGUGUGUCAGAGAUGGAAACUAUUUACACACACUGUUCAUUUAUAGUGUCACCGCCUUCAAAACAUGCAGUUCAGGAGAGUUCUCAUCCUUAUCAAGAUGAUUCCUGCCUAUCUGGAUAUGUAGCUAUACCUGGUGCAAUUGCUUUAUAUAUUGAUUUUAACCAAAACUGUUCAACUGAAAAACUCAAAGACACAUUAACAUUAAUGGAUGGUGCUGAAAAUGUCAUCAGUGUUCGAUCAGGAAAAGAUACAGAAUGGACAACACCAUUAUUCAUUCAACGUAAUGAACUGCAUUGGAAAUUUAUAAGUGACAAAUCUUCAAAUGGUUGGGGCUGGCGUUUUGUUGUGUAUCCAAUUAUGCAUUUAACAAGACAAAGUGGUACUGAUCGUGAAAUACUUUCAAGACCAUGUUUACCAGUUGUCCGUAAUUUAUUACAAGAAUGUCUAAAACGACAAAACAAUCCAUCAGUUGAUAAACGACUUACUGCUACAUUAAUGUUGACAUUACAUUUAACUGCAUUAACCCUCGAAGAAAGAAUUUGGUGUAUUAAAAUUCUUAGUAUGAUGUUUAAACGCGACCAAGAUGUAGCUAGUGAAUUAUUUAUUUUGCCAUUUUUAAACAGUGGUGUAUCUGAUGUACUACUCCGUACUGAACAUUUAAUGUUUAAGCAGUUUGAAUAUGAAGAAAUAGCUGUAUUAUGUGGAAGACAACUUUGUUAUUCUGAAUAUUUAAAAUCUUUAGUGUAUAUGAUGAAAUGGUUAAACAAUAGUUUACGUUGCUGGCGUUUUGAUGCCUCUUGGUUUGUAGAUUACUGUUUUGGUACUGAUGUAGCUAAGGCUUUGAUCAAUCGAGAACAGAUGCCUGAAGAAUUUAUUAAUCAAGUGCACAAAAAAAUAAAAUGCAUUGAUAAUAGUUAUGAUAAAGAUGGUGAACAUAUAUUUAUCGACAACUUGAAAUUCACAAAAGAGCAUGAUGAACAACUGUUACAGUGGUUGAAUAGUAAACCUGAUGAUUGGAAUAUGACUUGGGGAGGAAAUGGUCAAGUAGUAUAUGUUUGGGGUCACAAUCAUAGGGGUCAACUGGCAUGUAUGGAUUCUAAUCAAAUUAAAAAACCAUUGUCAUGUGAUUCUUUGUCUAUUUUGAAGCCCAUUCAGGUUAUUGGAGGAGAACAAACUAUGUUUGCUGUUACUUCAUAUGGGAAAGUAUAUGCUUCAGGAUAUACUGAAAGUGGACGUCUUGGUAUCGGUCCAUAUAAUCCAAGAACUCCUUUUGUAGUUACUCCUCAACUUAUCCAAGGCCUUAAUAGCAUAAUUAAGGUGGCUGUCAAUUCAGGGGGUCGUCAUUGUUUAGCUUUAUCAAAUACUGGGGAAGUUUAUGCUUGGGGAGAUGGAGAUGAUGGCAAACUAGGGCUUGGAAAUAGAAUUUCAUAUGCAAAACCUCAAUUAAUACAAACUUUAAAUGGUAAAAAUAUUAUUGAUAUUGCUUGUGGUGGUUUCCAUUCUGCUGCAAUUUCUCGUUAUGGUCAUUUAUAUACUUGGGGAAAAGGUCGUUAUGGACGUUUAGGUCAUGGCGAUUAUGAAGAUUAUUUAUACCCAAAAAUGGUUCAAAGUUUAGCAAAAGUUCCUGUUGUAAAAGUUGCUUGUGGCAGUGGAGAUGCCCAAACAAUGUGUAUCACUUCAGAUGACAAUGUUUGGUCAUGGGGUGAUGGAGAUUAUGGAAAACUUGGACACAAUAUUUCAGAAUCAUGUAAAUUACCUUGUAAAAUUGAAUCACUUUCGGGCAAAGGGAUUAUUCAAAUUGAUUGUGGAUCACAGUUCUCAGUUGCAUUGUCGUCAAAUGGAACACUAUACACUUGGGGUAAAGGAGAUUAUUUUAGACUUGGCCAUGGAUUUAGUGAUCAUGUACGUAAGCCAAAAAUAGUUAGUGGACUACAGGGCAAAAAAAUUGUUCAGUUUUCCACAGGAUCACUUCAUGUACUAGCAUUGACUGAUGAUGGAGAAGUAUAUGCUUGGGGAGAUAAUGAUGAGGGUCAACUGGGUGAUGGUACUGCACACCCAAUUGCAAGACCCCGUCCUAUUGCAGCUCUUAAGGGAAAACGCAUUCAACAAGUGAGUUGUGGAUCUGCUCAUUCAUUUGCAUGGGCUAGUGAAGAAGCUUAUCAUACAGAUAACUCAACUCCAACUACAAUACCACUAGAAUAUGAUAUAUUACAAGAAUUCAGCGUACAAGAAUUAAGAAAUCGAUUACUAUUUUUGCAUCAUUUUUCAAUCAUAAUCAAUCAAACUGCAUUAUUAUUUAUGCCAAUACAUGGAGAAAUUAGUUUAGAUGCAAUACGACCAUACAUGGUUUAUUCAGUGAAAGAAAGCAUAUUUAAAAAAGUACUUCAAUUAUCAAUGAUUAGAGAACAACGACAUGGACCAAUGUUCGAAUUAAAUAGAAUUAGAACACGAAAAUCAAUAUUCAAUGAUUAUAUACAUACAGUAUUUGGACAAAUGGUGAAUAAUAUGGACUUUCUAGAUGAAGAUUCUUUAUUUUUGUAUCAUCGUGUAUGGAAAGUACAAUUUGUUGGUGAGAGUGUAGAUGAUUAUGGUGGUGGAUAUAGUGAAAGCAUUGCUGAAAUGUGUGAAGAGCUACAAAAUGGAUCUUUACCAAUAUUAAUACAAACACCAAAUGGUCGUGAAGAUACUGGGACAAGUCGAGAUUGUUUCAUACUAAAUCCAUCGGCUACAACCAAAGUUCAUAUGAAAAUGUUUGAAUUUCUUGGUAUAUUAAUUGGAAUAGCAGUACGAACCUGUAGUCCAUUAAGUUUAAAUCUUGCUGAACCUAUGUGGAAAUUAUUGUGUGGUAUGAAGCUUAUGCCUACUGAUUUGAUUGAGAUUGAUAAAGAUUAUGUUCCUGGAUUGCUAUAUGUCCGAGACUUAGAAAGAGAAGAUGAAUUCACAAGUCUUGAUUUAUCAUUUUGUACUACAUCCUCCACAGGACAUACAGUUGUUUUAAGCAAUCAACAUAAACAUGUUACAUUGCAUAAUAAACAUGAAUACAUACAAGCCUGUUUAAACUUUAGGCUAAAUGAGUUUAAUGAACAAGUAAAAAACGUUCAAGUGGGUAUGGCUAGAGUUAUACCUGUACCAUUAUUAUCUAUAUUCACAAGCAAUGAAUUAGAAGCCAUGGUUUGCGGAUCACCAGAAAUACCAAUAAAUAUGCUACUCAGUAUUGUUACAUAUAAAGGCGUUGAAGCUCAUGAUAAGCUAGUUCAGUGGUUUUGGGAAAUUUUGAGUGAAUUUACUAAUCAAGAGCGGUCAUUGUUUUUACGAUUUGUUUGGGGGCGUACAAGACUACCAAGAACUAUUGAGGAUUUUCGUGGCAGAGAUUUUGUUUUACAUGUUAUUGAUCGUUAUUCACCGGCAGAUAAUUUUUUGCCUGAAAGCUACACAUGUUUUUUUCUUUUGAAAAUCCCUCGCUACAGUAAUAAAGAUGUAAUGAAUGAAAAACUUAAGUAUGCUAUUCAUUUUUGUAAAUCAAUUGACACUGAUGAUUAUGCUAGAAUUGCAUUACCCAGAAGUAUGGAUGGGUCAUCUGUAGAUACUGACAGUUUAAUCAGUGAGGACGACCCUUAACAUUUCUAUUCUUAAUAUAUUAAUUAAUUAAUUAAUUAACCUAAAUUAUUUAAUUUUUAAUUUUAAUUGACUUUACUAGUCAAAAAAUAUCAUAAUUUUAAGUUUUAUCUCAUUAACGAUACUAUGGAUCUCCUUACUUUAAAAAUUAAAUUUCCAUUAUCAAUUAUUUUUA
Melanaphis sacchari is the source of this 13414-nucleotide messenger RNA. It is a transcript of the gene HERC2, whose product is annotated as E3 ubiquitin-protein ligase HERC2. Gene Ontology annotation, biological process: protein ubiquitination. The transcript has 76 exons. Gene Ontology annotation, molecular function: ubiquitin-protein transferase activity; metal ion binding. The record is from RefSeq and is a predicted model, not a curated record. Bases 31 to 13242 code for a protein of 4403 amino acids. Lineage: Eukaryota; Metazoa; Arthropoda; Insecta; Hemiptera; Aphididae.